Messenger RNA from Durio zibethinus, 2168 nucleotides. Lineage: Eukaryota; Viridiplantae; Streptophyta; Magnoliopsida; Malvales; Malvaceae. The record is from RefSeq and is a predicted model, not a curated record.
GUCAAAAUAAUAUAAAUUGUAAGCAUCGACGAGAGUCCACUACAAGAUAAACACAUGAUAAUAUCUCAAAUUGUGUGCUUACAAAGAGGUUUUUGUCGUUUUCAAAAAGCAGGCAUUCAACCUGGAAACUGUCAAACUAUAACUAUACCCAAUGGCAAAUAUGUAAAGACAAAGAGAACAAAGAGCACCAUUUCUGGCUCUUCCAUUUUUCAUCUACUCUUCUUUCUCUCUUUCGUUGGAAAAAAAAAAAAAAUUCCCAAGCUCAUAACCAUGGCUUCCCAUAAUCUCCUAACCUGCAUUGUCUUCCCUUUAUUGCUAACUUUACUUGCUAGAAUUUGUGCAGCCGGUGUCUCUAUGUUUCCGUGCUCACAAGACAUCAAGAAAUGUGAUGCCUUGUUGUACCACAUCAACUCUGGUCCACAGAAAAAGCAAAUUGCCUCAUAUUACUCAGUUGACCCUUCUACUUUCCGCUAUAUUUCCCAUAGAAACAACCAGGAUUACCUUAUACCAGUCACUUGUACGUGUGAAGAUAUCGGUAAUGGCACAAAAGCAUACUUAUACAAUGCAUCCUAUACAGUGCAAGAGAACGACACUUUUGCGGAAGUUUCAACUCGUAUUUACAGUGGACAAGCACUUGAAGUUGGAGGAGAAGAAAAGAGUUUUAUUACAGGAAACAAAGUAUCCAUGCAUCUGUUAUGCGGAUGCCUAGAAACUCAGUCUGAAACCAUAGUUACAUAUACAGUUCAGCCGGGCGAUGUUUUAUCAGAUAUUGCUACUCUGUUGUCGGUAAACAUAAAUGAUAUACAGAACUUGAACAGCAAUCUGAUUCAAAAUCCGGAUGACAUAAUUGCUGGUUGGGUGCUGUAUGUGCCCAUGGAAAAUGGUCGAAUUCCACCACCCAAGAAAGGGAGAUCAAAGGAUAAAUGGAAAUUUGUUAUUGUCCUAUUAUCGGCAGUUACGCUAUUUUCAACGAUUGCAUUUUUUGUCAUUCUCAUCCGGAGAAAAAAAGCACAGCAAGUGAGCGAGGAAGACUCAAAACCUGUAUCCAAAACCAUGGGUACCAGAGCAUUUUCAUUGCAGAGCCACUUUCUAUACAAGGAAAACAUAGAAGAUGUAACGGCUUUGGAAUCAGAAAGACCAGUGAUAUAUAGUCUCGAGGAGAUUGAAGAGGCUACAAGUAAUUUUGAUGAAACUAAGAAAAUUGGAACAGGGGGGUAUGGAUGUGUGUACUUUGGAAUACUAGGACAGAAGGAGGUUGCGAUAAAGCAGAUGAAAUCUAACAAAUCCAAAGAGUUCUUUGCUGAACUCAAGGUAUUGUGCAAGAUCCAUCACAUAAAUGUGGUUGAGCUCUUGGGAUUUACUAGUGGAGAUGACCACCUCUACUUGGUUUAUGAGUAUGUCCAGAAUGGAUCACUCAAUGAUCAUCUCCAUAAUCCCUUACUGAAUGGUCACCAGCCGCUCUCUUGGACAGCAAGAACACAAAUUGCACUCGAUGCUGCUAAAGGCAUUGAAUACAUUCAUGACCACACAAAAGCACGGUAUGUGCACAGGGAUAUAAAGACCAGUAACAUUCUACUCGAUAAGAGGCUACGAGCAAAGGUUGCAGAUUUUGGAUUAGCAAAGCUUGUUGAGCGAACAAAUGAAGAAGACCUCAUAGCUACACGAUUGGUUGGAACACCAGGUUACCUCCCCCCCGAAUCGGUGACGGCCCUCCAAGUGACCCCCAAAACUGAUGUGUAUGCAUUCGGGGUGGUCCUGGCGGAGCUGAUAACAGGUCAACGUGCACUGGUUCGUGACAGUCAGGAGCCAAACAAAAUGAAAUCACUAAUUGCAGUUGUUAAUAAGAUAUUCGAAGAAGAGGAUCCGAAAUCAACUUUAGAAGAAGCCAUAGAUGGAAAUCUUAGAGGCAGCUAUCCCAUGGAGGAUGUGUACAAGAUGGCUGAGCUGGCUGAGUGGUGCUUGAGUGAUGACCCAGUGAAGAGACCAGAAAUGAGAGAAAUUGUUAUAACACUUUCUCAAAUCCUGAUGUCCUCGGUAGAGUGGGAGGCAUCACUUGGAGGGAGUCGCCAUGUUUUCAGUGGCAUAUUCGAAGGAAGAUGAAAAGCAGUCCAAUGUAGAAAAAUCUUAUGUGUACUUGGAAGCAAUUUACGUUAAUCAUAAGGGAAAAA